Molecule: messenger RNA, 1485 nt
Organism: Penicillium daleae
Lineage: Eukaryota; Fungi; Ascomycota; Eurotiomycetes; Eurotiales; Aspergillaceae
Product: MDR family MFS transporter
Exons: 5
Coding region: 1-1485 (494 amino acids)
Biological process (GO): transmembrane transport; basic amino acid transport
Cellular component (GO): fungal-type vacuole membrane
Molecular function (GO): basic amino acid transmembrane transporter activity
Source: RefSeq, a predicted model, not a curated record
AUGUCUAACGUCUUUCUCGGUGGAUUCGACGGCACAAUUACUGCCUCGACUUACGCGGUCAUCAGCUCAGAAUUCAACGCGGCCAACACGGCAUCCUGGCUGACUACCUCGUACCUCAUUACAAGCACCGCUUUUCAGCCGCUCUACGGGCGGUUCUCUGACUUGCUUGGACGUCGUGCUUGCUUCUUUACUGCCACGAUCUCUUUCAUGAUUGGGUGUCUGGGAUGUGCCGUGGCACGAGAUGUGGUCUUUCUCAACAUCAUGCGUGCGCUUACUGGCAUUGGAGGAGGCGGGUUGAUGACCAUGGCAACUAUCAUUAACUCCGAUCUCAUUCCCUUCCGUCAACGUGGCAUGUACCAGGUUGUCCAGAAUGUCUCGUACGGGUUCGGUGCUAUUUGCGGUGCAUCAUUCGGCGGCAGUAUCGUGGACACCAUCGGGUGGCGCUGGUGCUUCUUGCUUCAAGUUCCGGUCUCACUGGCUGCUCUCGUCUUGGGUUACUUUGUGCUCAAGUUUCCUGCAAAAGAGGACCAUGCUUCCGAACAACAGUCCAAAGGUCUUUGGCAGCAAAUCGAUCUGCUUGGCUCCCUACUUCUCGUUUUGGCUCUGUCAAGUCAGCUCGUGGGACUGAGUCUUGGAGGUAAUGAGCUCCCAUGGAGUAAUAUCUGGGUUAUACUGUCACUUGUCGCCAGCUUGGUAUUUUUGGUGGCUUUCUUUGCCGUUGAGGCCACCACAACGGCUGCCCCACUUAUCCCAUUGAAGAUGCUGCAAGGACUUCAUCCAGUUUCGACUCAAAUUGCGAAUAUCUGCGUGGGUAUGGCCGCAUACGCUUUUCUCUUCACUCUCCCCCUGCUUUUCCAGGUCAUUCUUCUCGACAGCCCUACGAAGGCUGGUGCUCGUCUGGCUAUUCCGUCUCUCGCCACUCCACUAGGUGGUCUCAUUUCUGGCGUUGUAAUGUCGCGAUGGGGAAAGCUCGCCCAUCUCGUACGUGCCGGCGCAGCCUUGAUGUUUAUUGGAAAUCUGCUAGUCACGCUCCUGCGAUUCCAUGACUCGGAAUGGAAGUACUACGCCUAUAUCAUCCCCGCCAACCUCGGACAAGGCAUCGUUUACCCCGGUAUUCUAUUCACAUUCCUCGCUGCAUUCGAUCACUCCGAUCACGCCGUCUCUGCUUCGACCGUAUACCUCAUCCGCUCUCUGGGCACCGUUUGGGGCGUCGCCGUCACAUCGGCAAUUAUUCAGAACACAUUGAGCUCAGGCCUCGGGGAGGCCUUGAGUGGAAUACCAGACGAAUGGAAAGUCAUUGACGAGAUCCGUCAUUCAGUCUCGGCAAUUCAUGAUUUACCACCAGACGCACAACUCGCCGUUAGGUUAGUUUACUACCGCGGUAUCCGGCUGUGCUUCGCGGCAUCUGCUUCGUUCGGAGGUAUAGCGACCAUCGCGGCCCUCUUCACUCGUGGGAAGGGGCUGGAACGCACCGGUGGGGAUUAG